AUGGACAAGAAGAAGCUCGUUCUUACGAACGAGGAGGUGGAGGAGAAGAUCAAGAACAAGCCGCAUCAACACCACCACAAACUACGAAGCUUGCUCAUAUCGACGAAACACGGCCAAAGACCCAUAAUCCAAGAUGUUGUCACCGCGGUCAACACUCGAACAUCUCGCCACACCUACGAGGCGUUGAUGCCAAUGGAUUACGAGUAUACCACUACAUCCACAGUCUGCGUUCCACCCCAGUCAUCUUCUCCACUAAUCACUCGACAGCUUUCUCUCGACGAACGUAUAACCCUUGGCCUCAGCCAGUGGCGUCCUACGAACGGGCACGCCACCAUCGAACAGCUCAAGGCGGACAUUGAAGUCCCCAAAAGGGCGUACAAGCGAGAGAUCGAAGACAAGAAGGCGAGCCAGGGCGAGCUCGAGAAAUGUAAACGGGUUCUUGGUACGACAGUAGUUUGCAAUAUUCAUGCUGUUCUGUUGUUUGUUGCAUAUGUGGGGUUGAAGGGUAUCCGAGAGGCAAGGAAGGGUCAUUUGUGA
Molecule: messenger RNA, 537 nt
Organism: Macroventuria anomochaeta
Lineage: Eukaryota; Fungi; Ascomycota; Dothideomycetes; Pleosporales; Didymellaceae
Exons: 2
Coding region: 1-537 (178 amino acids)
Source: RefSeq, a predicted model, not a curated record